UGGCCGUAAGGUGAAGGUUGUUGCAGUGGGUUCAUUAAAAGACAGAGUUCAACUCCUCGCUGCCGCAGAGCGUUGUUGGGAGGCUGGUUCGGCGGCUCCUGAAGAGAGGGGGGAAAAAAAAAAAAAAGAAAGAAAAAGGGAAAGGAAAAAACCAAAGAACUAGAAAAGGGAGAAAAUCGGCAACUACUUGAAGACUAAGAGGAGCGGGGCAAAAGCGGCGGAGGGGACGGCGGGAAGGAGAAGCAGGCUGCGCGCUGCCGAGGCCUGGCGAGGAGGAAGGAUGAUAAACGUGGUGUCCGUGUGGCUGGUGGCCCUUUGCUUCCAGGCUGCUGUCCCGCAAACUACAAAUCUGAACCUUCCUCCUGAAGACCUUGAUUCAUCUGGUGAUGAUGACGAUGCGUUCUCAGGUUCAGGUGCAGGUCCUCUGACCGACCAGUCUCACACCUGGAAAGUCCCAGAAGAACCCACUAAUUCCUCGUUACUGGCAACACCAGUGGAUUUCAAUGAACAGCCAUUUCCUGGGACUGAGAGCCGAACUGAAAAGGAAGGAAUAUCUCCUUUUGUAACUAGUAAGGUAGUGACAGAGGAGCCGGUUGUAGCAUUGAAGGAUGAGGUACUCAUCAUGGGCUCACCUGAUGAGAAACCAACAAGUGAUGCUGUUACCACAACAGUGAGAAGCCCCACUACUCACUUCCCUUCAAUGAUUCAUGUAACUCCUUCAGAAGCCUUAGACACAGUCCAUGAGCUCGAAACUAAAAUCCCUAGCUCUGCUGGCCCAGACACCAAAGAUGUGCCUCAGCCUCACUCUACUGUCCGUCACGAGGGAGAUGUGGCUGCCAACCCCACGACAACAGCUCCAAAGGAUGUUGUUCCUACACCUGAGGAGACUCCUGAAGAUGGUUCUGGAGACCCGGGAGACUUCAUCCUGACGAGAGAUGAGGACUCAGUCCCCACCCAGAACUCAGAAGUACCAGCUGACUCCGGGAGGAAUGCCAAAGCAGCAGGAGCCUCGGGAAUUAUGGACAGAAAAGAAGUUCUUGGAGGUGUUAUUGCUGGAGGACUAGUAGGCUUGGUGUUUGCAGUGUUUCUAGUUGUGUUCAUGCUGUACAGAAUGAAGAAAAAAGACGAAGGCAGCUAUUCACUGGAUGAACCAAAACAGUCUAAUGGAGGAUACCAAAAACCACACAAACAAGAAGAAUUCUAUGCAUAAACACUGAUGUUCAGGACAAUUCUUAUUCCAUCUCUCUUGGACUCUUCUCUCCCUGCACGUGGACCUCCUAGUGUGCUUUGCAUUAAACUUAAGCCAUAUGAUCGUUGGGUUCUUGGCCCUUACCACUUUGCCAUGGAAAUUUUAUAACUACAAAGUAGAUCUGGAUUCAUUGAACAUUCCCUGCUUUCUUGCACAACUUUCUUUGGUUUUUGUUUAACAGAAGUGGGACUGCAAGUUCCUAAACUUACUUUGAUUUAUCUAAAGACUGCUGGGGCAGGCGAUGGGGAGAAGAUAAGGGAGCACUGUAUGUACAAACCUCUUGGUAUUUAGGGAAAGGGCUAGCAGGAAUUCUCAGUGCUCACAUUCUGUUUAGCAGGGAUCCUUCCUAUUUAACUCGUAGAUGUGUCUUAAGUGUAAGAUAUGACUGCACUGGGCAGACAUGUGGCACACUGCAGUCCUCUAGCUCUUUCUAACUGCCAUAUUUGGAGCACUUAACGCCCUUGAAACAUCAAGCUGAACAUGUUUCCUAGUGAAAGGAGAUGUGAGGGGCAGGGUAAGCAAAUGACUGUCAGUUGGUUUAAAAUAAUUUGUAUUUUGCAAGCAUUAUCCCAUACUUGGAGCCAGCUCCUAAGCAAUUGGUGCAUACACCAAUACAAAACAAACCCCAAAAUGAAGCGGAGAGUUUGUUUUUACUAAUAGCCUUGGACUGUCCCACUACCCUUUUGCUCUUUCUAGGCUUUGGUAAGAAACAGAUUUUUCUAAGCAGUCCUAUCGCAGACAUUCCUUCUUCUUAGGUGCCGAAUCUAGGCUGGACUGUCGUGCUGCAAAUGCCUUUGUCCUGUGCUGCUGCGUAGUGGCCGGGUGAGUGAUGCUGUAUUGUAGCACCUGCCUCCCUGUGCCACUUCCAGGACUUGUCUUGGAAUGUCGUCUGCCAUCUGUGCCACAGAAUACCAUGGCACACAGGGGUAGAAGGUAGAAAGCAGCAUAUCGUGACUUGGCAGCUAAAGAUUAGAGAAGCAGAGCAUCUGAAAGAAGCCCGAUGAAGGCUAAGUGUAGAUGGCCUUAGGUAUAUGCAACGGUUGGCGUGCUCGACUCUCACGACUCUGGAACAGCUCUUCAGAAGCUGUUCCUGCACUUUGGAGAGAAGCCAUUCCAGGCAUGUCAGGAUAGUAAGGGCUGAAGAGCACCUCCUGAGGAAAGUCUGGAUGCCUGAAGCUGUUGGCAGUUAUGGUGCUGUCAGAUGUGAGGCACUGAGGCCUCAGUGAGGGUCUGGAGUUACCCAGAGUAUCUCAAAUUGACUAAGUGUGGUGUUCUGCACAAGCCUUACUUCUGCUCUGCCUUUGGUUAGCUUCUUGCAAGUUAAGUUGCUCAUCGCUCAGUGCAGAAGGUGUGGGGCGGGCAGAGAAGUGUUUACAACCCUUAUAAAUAUUUGUACUGUAGAGCCAGAGGGAGUGAUUGGAGACCACUGCAACAGUAACACCCAUGUAACUGAAAUGAAGUAUAGAACACUCCUGAGCUGCUACGCAGCUAAAAUUGGUGCCUUGUCUGCAAACCUAAGGAAAAACAAACCACUUCUUGAUUCCAAACUCUUCUUUAUGCAUAAGGAAAACUUGUGCAUACUUGUAGCUGCCUGUUGUUAAGUAAAGCUGCAAAGUCCAUUAUGUCUUUUUUUUUAAACUGAAUGAAUUUUUAUAGGUUAAUGCAAUGACCAGAUGGUGUUAAUUUCAGCUGUAAUUCUUUGCUUUGUAUAGGAAUGUAGAAAUGUUGUUUGAUAGGUUUAUCUAUGAAAAGGUUCUUGUAAAGCACAGGAAGAUAAAAGUGGUAAACUUCAGUUGUACCUCACAACCUUGCUAGGGGGAAAGGAAAAAAAAAACCUGUAUAUUUUGGUAGUCUAAACUGACAGUUUGUGAAACAAACAUGACAUUCUGUGUUAUUUAAGUGGUACAAAUGAAAUACGAGUUCUAACAGAAGAUGCAACAUUUGGUUAUCUGUAUGCCAUGUAAAGGUAUACUGCAAUAAAUGAUGUUUUGGCAAGAA
Messenger RNA from Colius striatus (speckled mousebird), 3247 nucleotides. RefSeq names its product syndecan 1 (gene SDC1). The transcript is spliced from 5 exons. The coding region runs from base 281 to 1210 and encodes 309 amino acids. Gene Ontology annotation, biological process: cell migration. Gene Ontology annotation, cellular component: membrane; cell surface. The record is from RefSeq and is a predicted model, not a curated record. NCBI's taxonomy places the organism in Eukaryota, Metazoa, Chordata, Aves, Coliiformes, Coliidae.